Symbiodinium pilosum is the source of this 264-nucleotide messenger RNA. NCBI's taxonomy places the organism in Eukaryota, Dinophyceae, Suessiales, Symbiodiniaceae. The record is from the annotation of a GenBank genome assembly.
GUGGCCGUCCUUGAAAUUGUUGAAGUCGCUGACCUCAACCUUGUGUGUGGUCGCAUUGAAGAGCCUUCAGGCUGGAUUCAGCUGAUGGACGUCGCGAACGGCCUCUGCCAUGCAGUUGCCAAGGACUUCGAAACAAAGAUGGACGUUGCCGCGGAAGAGGGGGCCUUCGACGUGGGUCUGUAUGUGCUCCGCCAGACUGCCUUUGUUGCCCCCGAUGCGGAGAACUUCGAUCCCAAUGAUGAGGAGCUAGUUGAUGAGCUGGAC